Messenger RNA from Daldinia vernicosa, 1234 nucleotides. RefSeq lists its product as uncharacterized. Lineage: Eukaryota; Fungi; Ascomycota; Sordariomycetes; Xylariales; Hypoxylaceae. The coding region runs from base 314 to 1057 and encodes 247 amino acids. The transcript has a single exon. The record is from RefSeq and is a predicted model, not a curated record.
AGCCAAUCAUGUUGUGACCCAAACCAACCUGUUCCUGCGUCAUUGGCGCCGACGUUGAGAGAGUCUCGACUCGAUACCCAACGUCAGCACCACCACGACCGCAAAGUUUAUGAAUGGUGCGGUGCGGCAGGUAAUAACGCAAAAUAUAUGCCACGUAAGUGACAGCAAGCGAAGACCAUGAUCCAUUCUAUCAUGCGUCCUACCAAUAAGGACGCUUUUAACGAGCGUCGCUGCGCAUGAGACCCAGUGGGAACAGCUCCAUUCUAUUCGCCCCUCGGCAUCGUAGGAACUAUCGCCGUCUCUGUUGCAGAAAAUGCCUUAUACACAGCCCAAGCCCUAUAUUCAUACCGCGGGAAGAAUAAAAGUCAAAAACGCUCGGCCCAACGCUAUGGAAGACCGCCCCGGUAGCGCCACCGACUCCUGUAGCACCCUAUCGUUCUACGCUACUCCUGUGCAGAGCCCACAGACUACUGCUCGUCCUCAAAUAUGGAUGUUGCGCCGAGACCCGGAUCUCGGAAGCGAUCGCUUCUCUAAGCGGGAAUCUGUCGUGAUCCGGGACAGCAUCGCAUACCCCUCUGAAUCGAGCUUCGAAGACACAAUCAUCAAGGGCACGGCGCAGACGGGUCAGCGGAACCCAAGCAAGCCACGAUUGAUCGACCUCGAUCGCAUACGGCGCAAGAUGCGGAGCGCAACAACGCGGCGCGGGUCCCAGCGGAGCACUGCGACAGACACAUCCACCUUGUCGCUAGGGUGCUGGCUUUCCGAAAUGCGCCCACCGGAGCAGGUUAUGCUUAGCCCCAUAACGAGCCAGCGAGCCGUGACGGAGAUGUAUCACGCAAGCCAGAGCGAUAUCAUGGUGCGCUCUAGAACUCGGGCCUCUUCUCUGCGGGAACGGGAAACCACGUUGCGAUUUGUGAACGGAGCACGAGGCGGGCAAUCCAGCGAGACUGUUGGGAACACUCCCCACGAGAGCGAGCUAUCGGGUUACACUCUGACAGAUAAUAGUCACCAGCCCAAACACAGUUUCAUGCGCACGCUGUGUUGUGCGCUAUAUUGAUUUGGGAUACUAGAAGCCCUGUCUAGAUUGGUGGCAUUAGAGUCGGCGAGCCUCGGAGUGUAAAUACAUAGGCAAAAUCGAGGGAAGAGGAUGGUGUAGGUGUAGGAGUUAGGAGGCGCUUGGUUGAAAAUUGGUCGACGGGUUAGGGUUAUUUGUUAUGAAAAGGGGGAUAGCUAC